Molecule: messenger RNA, 1761 nt
Organism: Fulvia fulva
Lineage: Eukaryota; Fungi; Ascomycota; Dothideomycetes; Mycosphaerellales; Mycosphaerellaceae
Exons: 1
Coding region: 1-1761 (586 amino acids)
Biological process (GO): transmembrane transport
Cellular component (GO): membrane; endoplasmic reticulum
Source: RefSeq, a predicted model, not a curated record
AUGUUCGAGCCCAUUCAGUCGUUUCGAGUGCGAGAACUGUCAAAUCUGGCACUGACAGCAUUACAACCCCGAGGAUUACUAGCACAAGCAGCGCCCGACGCACAAUAUCCCAUCUGGGAGGCCGUCACGAACACAACAAUGGACGCCCUCAAAGCCCACGACUCACAUCCCAACUUCGGCCACCUAGCAGGUCUGGUGUCUGAGGCCGUACUCGAAGUCGUUUUUGUGGCGCUGCCGGGUUUCCUUGUCGCUGUCACGGGCAUGUUCGACGCGAACAGCCAGAAGUUUGUGGCAGAGCUCAACACGAUGGUCUUUACACCCUGCCUGAUCUUCAGCAAGCUGGCCGGGCAACUCAACGCCGACAAACUGGCCGAUCUUGGCGUGAUCCCAUUCAUCUUCAUCAUCCAGACCAUUGUUUCAUGGCUAUGUGCGCAAGCAAUGGCACGAGUGUUCGGCUUUGCGAAGAAAGAGAAGAAGAUGCAGAAGAACUUUAUCCUGGCGAUGGGUGUCUUCGGAAACUCCAACUCGCUGCCCAUCUCACUUGUUCUCAGUCUGAGCAAAACUAUCAGUGGCUUGCAUUGGGACCGAGUGCCUGGCGACAACGACGACGAAGUGGCUGCGAGAGGUAUCUUAUAUCUGCUCGUGUUUCAACAGCUAGGACAAGUCUUGCGAUGGACAUGGGGAUACAACGUGCUUCUCAAACCUGCGUCGGAGUACGAGGAGGAAGAGCGAGUGGAGGCAGCUGAGGAACACCGGUCAAUCGAGGAGGGUCCGUAUAGCGACGAACCACUACUCGACAGCCACGGCAAACCAGCAAAGGGCGGGAAUGAUUCCGGAUUCAGCUCUGGCUCACAUACCCCCAAUGGCGUACAUCGGUCUCCAGAACUCAUCCCAGCAGCACCCACCAAUGGCAACGACAUCAGCACUGAACCACGCAACUUGGUCGGUCGACAGGAGUCGACAGGUCACAUCACGGCUUUUCCUGACUUUAAUCGAACUCUGUUAAGCCGCUCAAACGUGUCGGAUGCGAGCAAGUCGGGCUGGAAGGCGCCUCUCUAUCGAGUGAAAAACUCAGCCGCCCGCGCAGGACGACGAACCUACGGCACUCUCAGCACAUUCUUCAACAACCUGUACAGAAGCCUGCCCGCACCGGUGCAAAAGGUGCUAAGCUUCCUAGGCUACUACAACAGCAAGUUCUGGGCUGGAGUAUGGCAGCAGAUGAACCCGCCGCUUUGGGCUAUGCUUGCAGCACUGAUCGUGGCAAGCAUUCCCAGCCUACAAAAAGCAUUCUUCACCAAAGGCACACUGAUCAACAACUCCGUCACACGUGCCAUCUCGCAAAGUGGUGGUGUCGCCGUGCCGCUUAUUCUGGUUGUCCUUGGUGCAAACCUCGCGCGAUCCACGAUUCCCAAGGACCAGCUCGCUGUCUCGCCCGCGCAGAAGAAGGAAGAGCGCAAGCUUCUCUAUGCAUCAUUGCUCAGCCGAAUGCUCCUCCCUGUCAUCAUCAUGGCACCUGUUUUGGCAUUGACGGCCAAGUACGUGCCAGUCUCAAUCAUGGACGACCCGAUCUUCAUCAUUGUGUGCUUCCUGCUUACUGGCGCACCCUCCGCACUGCAGCUGGCACAAAUCUGCCAAAUCAACAAUGUCUUCAUGGGUGCCAUGUCGAGCUUGUUGGUUGCCAGCUACGUUAUCGUCCUCUUCCCCAGCACACUGCUACUGGUCCUCAUGGCGCUGGAAGUGCUGGAGUGGGCAGUACUAUAA